CACUCAUCCAGCUAAUGGACCAGGCUUGUGUUUGCUGGAUGGGGCUUAUAUUUCACCACUGAGAGGGAGGGACCACGGCCAACAGGUCCAUUACCGAGGGGUGGUGGUGAUGAGGGGAGUGAAAUAAAAAAAAAAAAAGAGGGGGAAGAGAGAGGCGGGGAUACGGCUGCGGGCGUACUGCGGCAACAGCGGAGCGGCAUGACGCGAUAGAGGAGUGGAGUGACGGACGGAGACACACAAACGCACACAUGCUCGCAGCUCAGAGGACGGCCAGGCAGAAGUAGACAGAAGCAGGGGCUGAGCCAGACGCUGUCAGCAGCAUACAGAUAGGAGGAAAACUCACUUGCCGCUCUGUGGACCGAUGGUGCUUCCUGCCUCGGUGAAUGGAGAGGCGCUGCGAACCAAUGGGAGAGCGGCGGUGAGGAUGCGACUGUGAUCCAGGAAAAAACAGUCCCAUUGUUCCUGGGACGUCGGAGAAGUAGGACCUCCCUCCCCUCCCGCCGGCUCGGCCUAAAGACACACUGAAGGACUUGUUACUCCACUGACAGGUCAGCAUGAGCGCGGGAGUAAAUGUGAAGUCGGCCUCCCGGGGGCCUCCCUCAUCAGGAAUCCCUCUUCCUCGCAGCCUGAUUCCCUCCUCUCCAAAAGUAGAUCCCCGCCGCCAGGCCGACAACCUGCCCAAACCCUCAACACAGACCCCUAAACACACACCCACGCACUCUCCUUCUCUUCGCCCGAGAAACUCCUGCAUCCCCGGCCCCUCCUCCAGGGACAACCCAAGAGAUGCGGGCUUGAAAGCUCAGCUCUUCCAGAGAACGGGCACCCUCCCCGUGCCGCAGGUGUCGCGCUCCGCCUACAGCAGCCCGCUCACGCAGCGCCGAGUACCGCCGCCGCCGCACUCCAAAGACACACUGGAUCUGGGAAAACCCACCCUUGCUCACGCCCACUCGCAAUUUCCACAUGACGGCAAUCGCAACAGAAGCGCCUUCAGCAAUAAGAACCAAGCGUGUGGAGCGAACAACCAGCGCCCGUCGCUCCACUUCAGGAGAGCAGACAACUCGAAUACUGUGAACACAGCAGACCUCACGUCAGCAAGAGAGGAAGAGCCUCCAGAAAACCGUCUGCCCCGAUCCCCCGCGCUGAAUAACGGUAACGUCCGGCCCGCUCUCACUCAGACGACGUACGAGCACGGCGUCAGAGGUCACGGCGGCUCCACCAGCCAAUCAGACGAGGAGAUGGGGACUCCUGAGGACAGCAGCCCCGCCUCCUCCCCCGGUCCCCUGCCGCUGCCAACUAUCGCAUUCGCAAUGCCGGUUAACUCCAAGACGGGAACUGACGUGCAGGAUCACAGCCUCCACGUGGAGGCUACGCCCGCAGAGGCGCACGCCCCCAGAGUCAACAUGGCCACCGUGGCUCCCUUCAGCUACAGGGUGCAGAUACACGAGAGUGACUUUUCAGUGGAUGAACUGAGCGACUGUUCCUCUGGAUCCAUAGAAGUUUGCUGUGACGACCUAAUACCAGGAGGGAUGCUGGAGGCUAAUGUGGCUAACAUUAGCAUGACGGCUAAGCCCAGAGAGCUGGACCUCAGGUCUGCUGCUGUCUCCUGCCAGGACAUUUCAGCCCAGGCCAUGGCCUCAAGGAAGCCACCUGCCAAGCCCUCCGCUCUGCCCCAGGGGCCGCCGCGUCCUUCUGGGUCAGAGCUCAAGGUCUACCGGCCCACCUCUGGAUCUAUCCCCAUCCCAGUCCCCAAUCCGACAGGGCUCCGAAAACAGCGGUCACUUAGCAACUUGUCUGUGCUCACUGACGCUGAGAAGAAGCUGCACCUGUACCAAUCUCCCCGGUGGAACGAUGAUACAAGCAAGCCCAACGCUGGUACCAACAAAGCCGGCCAGACUAAGACGGGUCAGGCAGGCGGCGGGAGACAGCCGCUCUCCCGGACACUUUCGAAGUCAGAGCAGUCUCUGUUCCAGGGGAAGCCCAAAACGUUCUGCUCCGCGGCUGUGACUUCUAACGUGGGCAAGCCGAGUAGAAUCCCUGCACCUGGUAAACCACGGGGACCUUAUGCUGAGGUCAAGCCCAUCAGCAAGGCCUCUGAGGCGGGCCAGACUGCAGACAUAGACCCUGAUGAUCAUCCAACCAAAACUAACUCCAAUGGAGCUAGUAGUACUGGAACUAAUGGUAAAAAAACAGGGGAGAAGCCGAAACCAGGAUCUCUGUCGACAGAGGACAAGAAAGAGAAGAAGGGGAUGGAAGGAGAAGAGGAUAAGGGCUUUCUAAAGGUGGACCCAGAGUUGGUCGUGACGGUUCUGGGAGACUUGGAGCAGCUGCUCUUUAGCCAAAUGCUGGACCCAGAGUCCCAGAGGAAAAGGACUGUGCAAAAUGUUCUGGACCUACGGCAAAACCUGGAGGAAACCAUGACUAGCCUGAGAGGGGUGCAGCUCAGCCACAGCUGUGUGGAGGGGACCGUGGGCUACGACAGCGACGAAGCUGCCGCCUUCUCAAUUUCCAGCCUGUCAAAUCGCUCCUCUCCGUUGUCAUGGCGCCAGGGUCAGGCCAGCCCGCGGCUCCAGGCCGGCGACGCUCCGUCCACAGGCAAUGCCCACUCAGAAGUUCCUCUCCGGAUCAGACACACCUCUCGCAUCCACCUCAUCGAAGCUCUGGACACCUCAGAUCCGUCCCUCCUGAAGGGAGAUUACCUCAGCGACAGCGACCUCGGCGGAAAGAGCCCUAACGAAGACGAUGAAGAUGAUGAUGAUAUCGAUGAUCUGGGGAAUGGUUGGGACGAGAGCAGUUCCAUCAGCAGUGGACUGAGUGACGGCUCGGACAACCUGAGCUCCGAAGAGUUCAACACAAGUCCCACUCUGAACUCCCUCCCUACCACUCCCAUCGGCUCCCGCAGAAACUCCACCAUUGUGAUGCGGACCGAUGCGGAAAAGAGAUCUCUAGUGGAGAGCGGCCUGUCCUGGGACUCCGAUGAUAAUAAACCCGGCCGCAAGAGCCAAGGCGGCGGUGUCUACGAUACAGGAAGUCUGAAGUCUGAAUCGGCCAAUAAAUGGAAAAAGACGCGGCCGCACGGGGACGGGCAGGAAGGAGGGAAGGGUGAACUGAAGAAGCCCCAGGCCCUGGGUCAAGGAAAUGUGUUGAAGAAAGGAAGAAACCCACCGGUGGGAGUCACUUCCCCGAUCACACACACCUCUCAGAGCGGCCUGAAAGUGGCAGGUACAGUGAAAUCAGAUGGGAAGCCCAUGGAUAAGUCUCGGUUAGCGGUGAAGACUUCAGGUCUACAGCGCUCCUCUUCUGAUGCUGGCAAAGAGCACCGAAACGGCACUGGAGCUGGUGAACAACGUAAACCUCCAUCCGGCCUGGUCAGGCCUUCGACCGGUGGAAGCUUUGGCUUUAAGAAGCCCACCACGGCUACCAGUAACGGCACGAGCAACGCCAGCGCGACCUCUGUGUCACAUACAGGCGGCAGCACCAUACCCAGUGGCUCUGCGACAGUGGGGAAGAUUCCCAAAACAUCGGGUAUUCCUGUCAAGCCGGGGGCCGGCGGAGGGGGACGUAAGACGAGUCUAGAUGUUUCAAGCAGCGACCACAGUGGUUUUCUGUCUCCGAACGCCAGGACGUCUCUCCAGUACCGCUCCCUGCCUCGCCCGGCCAAGACGAGCACCCUGACUCUGACCCGACCGAGCUCUGCUCGCCCAGUGAGCACCACCAUGGACGCGGGCUCUGGGCUAAUGAAGCCCUCCGCCGCAGCCUCCCAGGGCUCGAGGCUCAAAGAGCCCGCCUCGGGGUUCAGCUCUGGAACAGGGCUGAGUAAAUCAGCGGGACGUGGGAUCCCGAGUCCCAGUCCAGUCAAUCAAACAGACAGGGAGAAGGAGAAAGAAAGAGCCAAAGCUAAAGCUGUAGUGUCUGACUCUGAGUGUGGAGGUGGGUCUCUGAAGGCCAGUCCUGCUCAGACCCCCUCAGAGAACGGAGGGAAACUACACGGACUAAGACCCCCCAGCACUGGCAAGAGCUUGGAUCUCCCUUCACCCAACACACACAGGUUAUCUGGUGUGCGUAGCCUGGCAAAGCCUCCAUCAAUGGCCCAGCUUGAUAAGCUGAACUCCAACAGCCUGGAAGUGGGGAUUCAGGAUGCCCUUCCUCCUAAGAUUCCUCCUUAUUCUAAACUCCAAGAGCUGUCUAGUUCCGGAGGCGGCUCCAACAGCCCUGGCCUGACCCCCAGCCCCGCACCUUUACUCAAUGUGAACUCCUCCGUCUGCUUUUCCAGCUCGGGCAUAGGGUUAGGACCCAGGCAGGUCACUUCCCUCGGAGUUGAAAGGAGCGAAGGGAGCACCUCUCCCCUGCUUUACCCCCGUAUGUCCGGGCUCCAUCGCAGCAUGGAGUCCCUGCCACUCCAGAUGAGCCUGGCUCCAGAGCCGAAGGAGAAGGAGAAGGAGAGAGGGAGGGAGAGUUUAGUAAGAGGUUACACCACCAUAGAGUCCAGGGACAAAGAGCGACAGGAGGACAGAGGACCUCCGUCCAGCUGGAGCUCUGGAAGUAGAGUGUCGCUGACUCUCGCAGACAGUUCCCAGAGAGACAGAAACACACUGCCAAAGAAAGGUUUAAGUUUCAACAGUGCCUCCCAGGUUGAGGAGGAAGGGAAGGAGAAGGGAGAGAGGAGGCACUCUCAUACUAUUCUCAGCAUGACCGACUCGCUCACUCUUCCACUGCUGUCCUCACCCACCUCCCUGCCCCGCACCUCUAAGACCAGUAUGGUACCCAGCCCUGUUGGCGGACCUCCGAGGAUGACUCGAUCCAACAGCAUCCCCACACAUGACGCCUCUAUGGAGCUGUACGGGGCAUCGCCACUGGGCAGCACUCUGUCGCUGGCUGAACGUCCCCGCAGCAUGGGAAUGGUUCGCUCCGGAUCCUUCAGGGACAGGGAGCCCAAUGAUGAAGUUCAUGGGUCCGUGCUCUCGCUGGCAUCCAAUGCCUCGUCGACUUACUCUUCGGUGAGUGUGGGCGGCGUGCAUACUCAGGCUGAGGAAAGGAUUCAGGGAGAGCAAAUCCGCAAGCUGAGGCGAGAGCUGGAGUCUUCCCAGGAGAAGGUGUCCAACCUGACCACACAGCUGACGGCAAAUGCGAAUCUGGUGGCUGCCUUCGAGCAGAGUUUGGCUCUGAUGACAACUCGGCUGCAGAGUCUUUCAAUAAGCCACGAGCAGAAGGACUCAGAGCUGUCGGAGCUGCGGGAGACCAUCGAGGCUCUGAAGACCAAGAAUGAAGAAGCUCAGGCAGUCAUACAUGGAGCCCUAAACACCCCAGAUAACAUGAAAGAUGUGAAUAUGCGCCGUCAGAACUCAUGCGAGAGCAUCUCCAGCCUGAACAGCUUGACCAGUAUGUCGAGUUUGGGCAGCUUGAAGGACCAGGACGCCAAGAAGAAGAAGAAAAAGAGCUGGGUCUUUGAGCUGAGGAGCUCCUUCAACAAGGCGUUCAGCAUUAAGAAAGGCUCGAAAACCUACUCAGACAUUGAAGAGAUCGCCACCCCAGACUCCUCGGCUCCCAACUCCCCGAAGAUGCUUCAUGAAGGCGGAGAAGGAGGAGAAGGAGGUGAAGGAGGAGAGGACCUGCCUCCAUCUCUCAAAACCUCGGCUUCUGCCAUCUCCUCCGUGAUCAUGGAGAGUACAGAGGAGGGAGACAAUGAGGAGACGGCGGUAUCAGAUUUACGCUCAGAGCUCUGGGUGAAAGAGAGGGAGCUGACAGACAUCCGACUCGAGGCCUUAAACUCUGCACAUCAGCUGGAGCAGCUCCGUGAUGCCAUGAACAGCAUGCAGUCAACGGUGGAGAACCUGAAGGCAGAAAAUGACCAUUUGAAAACAGGAAGUCAGCUCCACCUCCCCAGCUGUGGCCCCACCUCCUCCACCUCCCAGCCUUCGGGUCUGGCCUCUCUGAUAGGGCCGUCACUGAGACAGCCGAUGAGCAUAUCCCUCACCAAGUCCUUCAGCCACAGUCUGAAUGAUUGUAAAGAACCAGAAGCGUCUCCAGCCGACACGUUAAGUGCGUCUCCUCAACGGGAUGAGGCGUCGGCACGGCUGCUGGUCCGUAUUGGAGAUCAAGCAGAGGACAGUAAACAGCAGCAGGAGUUCUACCUGGGCUCAGUGGCGGUCAAUGCGAGGACCGACUGGGCUGCUCUCGACUCCCUCGUCGCUAAGACCUUCAAAGACUACUUAAAUCAAGUUGACCCAACAGCCAGCCUCGGUCUGACCUCUGACUCCCUGCACAUGUACCAGCUGACCCAGGGGGUACAGAGGUUGAUAGGAGGAGACAAGCCCCAAACCUCACCUCACCGAUGCUUCAGCAGUGGUCCCGCUCGAAUCUUUGUCACCUUGAAAGGUCUCAGAGAAAAAUGUGUUGACUCCCUGGUGUUCGAGACUCUGAUUCCUAAGCCCAUGAUGCUGCACUACAUCAGCCUGCUGAUGAAGCACAGACGUCUGGUCCUGUCUGGACCCAGCGGGACAGGGAAGACUUACCUAGCUCAGCGUCUGGCCCACUACCUCCUGCAGCGCAGCCGCACUGACUCAUCUGAGGCCGACCACGAGUCCUGUCUGCUGGGCCGCAGCGCCACUGUCACCUUCAACAUGCACCGGCAGUCCCAGAAGGACUUGCAGCUGUAUCUGUCAAAUCUAGCAAAUCAGAUCGACAGAGAGAGCGGAGGAGACGUUCCGCUGGUUGUUAUCAUAGACGACAUCAGCGAUUCAGCAGCCACCACUGAGCUUGUUAACGGAGCUCUCACCUGCAAGUAUCACAAAUGCCCGUACAUAAUCGGAACAUGUAAUCAGCCAGUGAAGAUGAGCUCCAACCACGGGCUGCACCUGAGCUUCAGGAUGGUGAUGUUCUCCAACAACGUGGAACCAGCAAACGGGUUCCUACUGAGGUACCUGCACCGUAAAGCCGUGGAGGCCUACCAGGAGGAGGAGCAGGACUCCGCACGCCACCAGGCUCUCCUCCGCGUUCUCGACUGGAUCCCUCAGCUCUGGUAUCACCUGCACACUUUCCUGGAGAAACACGGCACUUCAGACUUCCUCAUCGGUCCCUGCUUCUUCCUGUCAUGUCCGGUGUCGGUGGCAGAGUUCAGGCAGUGGUUUAUUGAUCUGUGGAACCACUCCAUCAUACCGUACCUGCAGGAGGGAGCCAAAGACGGCAUCAAGGUGCACGGACACAAGGCAGUGUGGGAGGAUCCAGUGGAGUGGGUGAGGGGCACGCUUCCUUGGCCCGACGCACAACACGACCAGUCCAGGCUCUUCCACCUACCUCCUCCCAGCAUAGCUCCACUCAGCGAGGAGAAGAAGGCCCCCAAAGAUACACCCCCACCCAGCACUUUGGAGUCAGACCCACUGAUGGCCAUGCUGCUGAAGCUCCAGGAGUCGGCCAACUACAUCGAGUCUCCAGAGAGGGAGGGCUGUCUGGACCCCACUCUGCAGGCCACACUUUAAGUCCACUGUCAAUUAAGCUAAAGGAUCUACGGACUCCUCGUUGCGGCCGAGCUGUCCCAAUGAGAAUUCAAAGACUCAAUAAUGAACUGUAUCGUGUGCUCAGUGAGCAGUCACAAAGCUAAAUGUAAAGGAUCUACAGAGACAAAGACAGAGAGAGAUAGCUUAUGGACAAGGGGUUUGCUCAGCCCUGCUGUCAGAACAUCGGAGAGACAAUUGCUUUCACAGGAAGCUGUGACGAUCAGGGAAAGACUUCCACUUGUCUUCUCUCUGCCCCUCAGUCUGUCCCAGAUCUGUUGAAUCUGCAAGUGCAUGGUGACCGGAAUAGUAUGAUGCAAAAUAUUACCUAUAAUCCUGUUGAUCAACACCCAUUUCUUUCUUUUGUUCGACUGCCAUAACCUUCACUUCCACUACCGGUGCUUAUAGGUUUUAUCUUCGAAGGCACAAACUUCUUUUCAGACAGAUUGAACUAUGUGCCCCCCAGCAGUAUGAGCAUCAUUCGACAGCCAGCCAAAAUGCACUUUAUUUUCUACUUGUCGUAAUUGGAUUUCAAGAGGCUGCCUGUCAGUGAUUGCAUAUCAAAUGGGGGGGAGGGAGGCAGAGAGGGAGGGGACCGUCAAUUUUGCCCAGACCAUGCAGUUCAUCAGUAAAUCCUCUAGAUGGCAGCAUUUAUCGAUGGCUGCCUCAGUGCUCUCCUGGUGUGCUUUCUGUCUUAACCAAGGUGCUCAGUAGAAUUAUAACACACGCUCAAAAAACACCACAAUAAAAAUGGCCUUGAAUGUUUUUAGUAUCAGAACUGUGAAGCCGUGAGAUGCAUGGGCAAAAGGAAAGAGAGCGUCAUCAUCCGUGGACUCAGAAACUCAACGCGCUGUCUUGUAAACACACACUGAAAAUAAUGAUUUAAAAAAAAAAACUGCUCGUUUAUCUAGUCUGCCAGAUCGGGCUAACAUUUCUGACUAUGCUUGCCUAUAGUCUGUAUUUAGAUAUCGGUUUAAAAAACAACAACACGAAAUCCUCUUGUAACAGCUGAGGAUGCAGCAAUCAAAGUCUUGAUUUUGUAGGAUUUUGUACUGAGUUGUCUUCACUGAUCGCCUGUACACAGCAGUCAUCACCUAAACCCGACAUGACAUUAAGUGAGGUACUGAGGAGUCUCUCGUGACUGUUCAUCAUUCAUCAUCCAAAAAAAGGAAAAGGAGAAUAUUAUUUAAAAAAAAAAAAAAAAAACUGUCCUGAUUACAGUUACUCUUUAUAUCGUCGAUUAUUUUAUAAGUUCUCAACUCACAUAUUAUUUUAAGUUACAGCAAGGAAAGUACGAUUGAAUCGGACAUUUAAGGGGCCUCCUCCCCGUCUUUUCCUUCAGUGAUUUGCACAUAAAAUAUCUUAAAACGUAGUAGAUUGCAGUAUUUAUUGAUCACAUGUUGACUGUUAUUGCGAAGAAGAGCAAGGAAGAAAGCAUAAGAAGUAACCCACAGGUAGUAGAGACAAACCUCCCAGCUUUGUGCCCCUCGACCCUGAAGUACCUCAGACUGCCAUAUUCUGUCUACUUUCCUGAGAAGGUGCUGGUGUAAAGUAGAGUCGUGAUGCCUAAGUCUAUCUGUGCCUGAAACACAAUUUGGCCUAAAGCUGCUUAUGAGCUGCCGCCACCCAAAGGCCUCGAUUUAGAGGAGACGCGAUGGCUUCCUCUGACCUGCUCUGAUGUCAUUUUCACCUUGAUGCCCAAAUCUGGGUGUAGAGUGGGUUCUCGAUGUGGACCUAAUGGCAGAGAGUCGUCGUGAUGAGUAAAGAUGAUGCGUGUGUCGGUUAACUGAAUGAGAAUGUGUAUCGUAACUGUGUGCGACGUGACACCGUUUUAAAGGCUUGUCGUCGUUGUGUGGAAGCAGCGCAAGGACGGAUAUUAGCCUGGAGAUGUAAAGUCGACGCAUGUUAAGUCCCUGCUGUGUUCCCAAAGUUUUCUUUCAUUGGACCUACCACACUUACCACAGGAGGGGUUUUUAAUAACUGGAUAUCUUCCUCUUCUCACAUCGUUUUUAAGAGCGGACGUUUGUUUUUGUUGUUGUUUUUUUUUCUUCUUAUGCAGAUAUUUGUAAAGCUUUCCUUCUCUUUUGUACAUGACAUCGCUAUUGUAAACACUGUAAAUAGUCACUGCAUCUGCGACAACAAUCACUAAAACCGAGAGAGAUCUAUGAGAAAGCCUGGCCUCUGUAUGCAGAAAACGUCCCUUGCGGAUUUUAUUGUCUUCCUCCGGCAGGAAGGAGCACUUGGCGCAAAAAGCGGGCUUCAUAACGGUUGUGUGGCAUGUCUCUAUAACCACAUCAAAUCCCAUAUGUCUAACAUUGCGCAAUGGACACAAUAAAAUCAUGCCAUUCUUCACAUCA
This is a messenger RNA of Mugil cephalus (flathead mullet), 9844 nucleotides long. Its product is annotated as neuron navigator 1-like. The record is from RefSeq and is a predicted model, not a curated record. Lineage: Eukaryota; Metazoa; Chordata; Actinopteri; Mugiliformes; Mugilidae. Gene Ontology annotation, biological process: microtubule bundle formation; nervous system development; neuron migration. The transcript has 34 exons. Bases 555 to 7472 code for a protein of 2305 amino acids. Gene Ontology annotation, cellular component: microtubule cytoskeleton; axon initial segment. Gene Ontology annotation, molecular function: ATP hydrolysis activity.